Cephus cinctus (wheat stem sawfly) is the source of this 3982-nucleotide messenger RNA. RefSeq names its product myotubularin-related protein 10-B. NCBI's taxonomy places the organism in Eukaryota, Metazoa, Arthropoda, Insecta, Hymenoptera, Cephidae. The transcript has 12 exons. The coding region runs from base 1620 to 3572 and encodes 650 amino acids. The record is from RefSeq and is a predicted model, not a curated record.
AGUUGGUACGUCCAGUUACGUCGCGAACCGUCGCAGAACGAACGAACUCAGGCCAACUGUGGCCGACGUGGGCCGACGGUAGUCAGAAUAUGACGAGACCGCAUGGAUCCUGCAAGGGUACUACACUGUUUUUUUUCGCAACAUGCAAGGAUCGAUUUCAAAUUGUGCCGAAUUGAGCAACGUUCCAGUAAAUGACCAACGGUUGUACACACGUCGGACCAUUCUGUCGGAGAACAUUAAUAGAACAAAGUUGUCCAGGGAAUUUGAAAAACAUUCGAAACGUUCACAGCUCUAUAAUGAAAAUUCCGAUGACGACGAGGAUGACACAGAAUUUUUUAACAAUAUAAAAAAGAAAAUUUCCAAAGAGGAUGCACCGUAAGAUCGCACAAAAUGCGAAGCGUAAAACCGGUCCCACCUGUGCAUUCUUGGCUUCCUUCUCAGGCAAUAUCCAGUGGUGUAUACGUCGACAAGGAAGACAUCGCGGUUGGACGAAAAUUUCUGGAAAGUUAUGAAAAACUUUAAACAGAACCUAAAGAAACAACGGGAAUGUCGAGUGAUCUCGCCCCCGCAAGAGGCUUUUCGGAAGAAAGAACGAAAGUCGAAUUAUCCUUCCAAUUCAUUUGAAUCUGGCAACGAAGAUGCUUUUUCCAGUUUGGAACGGCGACCGCCGGAUUCUGAGAUCAAUUCUACAUUGGGGGACGGUUCUCGAAGAACGUCUACGCAAGCACCUGUUUUCUCAUUAUCCGAUGACAUUACUUUGUCGCCAACUGUUCUCUCUCUGCGAGACGAACGCCUCGAAAAAGAAAUAGAGAAAGAAGUAUAUUAUAUUUCAGCAAAUCGGCUAAUGGAUCUUUGCGAAAAAGUGAAUGUACAGAGUCCUACUACUUCGUUCUCGCAUUAUCCUUCCCUCAUAGCUUCCUCAAUAAUUUCACCAUAUCGGCAGUUCGACUCAGAACCAGAAUAAUUAUUAAGUAUAAAAAUUGCAAUGUAUGUACGUGGUUCUCGGCUGGAUAUAAAUGUUACGCAAAAAGUAAAAUAAAAUUCAAUAGUGGAUAAUUGUAAUUAUUGUAAGAUCCGAGUAAGGUCUUUCGUUCCGAUUCGCUUUGAUACACCUGCUGCAAACCCCUGAUGUUCCUCUACACUACGCUACACAAACUUAACACCAUACUUGAAUUAAGGAUACGAAACGAGAAGUCCGGGAAUCCGAUCAGAAGCGAUUGUAGCACCAUCUCAGGGUAGCGAUUCGUAAUAGGUUCUCACUGACAUACAUCUUUUUUUUUACAUUCUUAAUCUCCUGACUUGUUCGGAUUUCAUUAGGUUUCAGCAAAAAUUCCUUAUAUUUGGAAAGCUCAGGAUGAAACCGAUUUCGCAGCAUCGACUUCAAAAGUGUCUUUGAUCCCGUUGUCCCGAUUGCUGUGCGAUUGAUUGCGUGUCCAGUAUUCUAAUUGUUUAGUGGGAUAGCACGUGCUACGAUUUGGCACGGGUUAGGUAUAGUUAAGAUGCCAUCCUUGGGCAGUGGCGGCCGUCAUUUUUUGCCACCCCAAGAUAAACCUCAUAUAUUACAUUAAUAACUAAGUGAGCGAGGAUACUUUAUUAGUUCUUCUUCAUUGAGAUCUAUCAUGGAUAGUAAAUCGUGCAACAAUUUCGUAAGCUACGUUGGGUUUGAGGAGCAUGAAAUGCAGCCUCUUGGAUCGAGUCGCCGUAAUUCAUCUUGUGAAAAUGGGAUAAAGUUGUUGCCUGGUGAACUACUUAUUGCCAAAGCUCAAAAUGUCCUCAUGUUUUCACCUGUUGGUGAUUCAAAGCAAGGGAUGUCUGGAGUUUUGUCUGUUACUAACUUUAAGCUUGCAUUUGUCACCACAGAUGAUACCAAUGGCGAGGAUGCUACGCAUCAGCAAAAUCACCUUUAUGGAUAUACAGAUACCUGCUUAACAAAUGUAGAUGCUAUUUAUGUAAUAGCAGGUGAUAAAAAGAGGCGACUUUUACCUGGAAAUCCAGUUCCUUCCAAAGUUAAAGGUAUCUUCAUUAUAUGCAAGAAUAUGAGAACAUGGUUGUUUUCCUUUAAAUUUUCACCUCUGAAAGAUGGCAAAAAUUUACUCACUGCGUUGCUGCAUCAUGCAUUCCCUAAUAGUCACCAUCGUUUGUUUGCAUACGAUUACAAAGAACCUUACUACAGUAGUGUGGACAAAGGGGUUCAAUUAUUUCGCGAUAUCUCAGAUUGGCAAAACGAAUUAGAUCGGACAAUGCGUAACAGAGGACAAAUGAAAAAAGGUUGGAGAAUAUCCUCUAUCAAUGUUCAGUUCAAACUAUCUGAUAGCUUACCGCAAUAUGUAAUAGUGCCAGCUUCAAUAACUGAUAGUCAGUUAAACAAUGCUGCGCAACAUUUUCAAGGAAGUCGACCGCCGAUAUGGUCCUGGUCAAAUGAACGCGGAGCUGCUUUGGUCCGAAUGUCCGAACUACAUCCCACGAUAACCGAACGGACUCAGGAAAAUACAAUGUUUGAGAACAUUCGUAAGAGCCAUCCGCAAAUAUUGGCGCCGAUAGUUAUAGAGUUAAAUAAAGACAUCAGUGUAAAGUCAGUGGCAGCAGGUUACUCAAAAUUUGUUAGCCUGUGCUCUCCAGAGAACAUCAGACAAUUCUGGCUGCAAGACAAUAACUUCUAUUCGCUGUUGGAAAGUACCAGAUGGCUCAAGUACAUAUCUUAUAGCUUGGAAAAGGCUGUCGAAGCUAGCGAGCAUCUCAAUCUUGGAACCUCCGUAAUCUUGCAAGAGAGUGACGGUAGGGAUAUGUGCUGCGUUGUUUCCAGCUUGGUACAGUUACUCCUCGAUCCACACUUUCGCACUAUAACCGGCUUUCAAUCUCUAUUGCAAAAGGAAUGGAUAGCCGCGGGACACCCAUUUUGCGAUCGUUUGGGUCUGGUAGUCAAGGCUGACACGGAGAAGUCUCCUUUAUUCCUCCUGUAUCUGGACUGCGUUUGGCAGCUGUGUCAACAAUUCCCAGCCGAGUUCGAGUUUACCGAGACCUACCUGACGACAGUGUGGGACGCAGCUCAUGUCUCCAUUUUCGACACGUUCAUAUUUAACUGCGAGAAGGAUCGCGCACGGGCGGUUAUAGAUCCCAAUUAUCCUCUGGUACUCCGCAGUGUAUGGGAUUGGAGAGAGCAGUUUAAUGAUCAGGACAUUCUAUUGUUCUACAAUCCAUUAUAUAAUCCUGAGACGUCGUGCACCACGGUAAAACCCCUCUAUGCUAUUCCUUGUUUAGAACUUUGGACACAAUGCUAUUUCCGAUGGAUUCCGCCGCUGGAGAUCCGUAAUGGCGGUAGAAAUCACAUAGAAUUGUACACGAGACUCAUUCAGAACGACAUUAGUCGAUUGAAGGUCAACGCGAACGGUAGUUGCGCUUCACCCGUCGAUAAAAUCACUACGUAUUUGCUUCAGAUGAACAUUGACAGCUUCUACCCUUUUAGUAACAGGAAUUCUGACAAUACAACAAUAAGUACGCCUAUUAUGAAUAGUUCGAUGCUCGUAACCGAGAGUCUCCUGGAUGCGCAAUCCUUGUUAAACGCUCCUGAUUAAUUAAAAUUCUUUUGCUUUUUUUUCUCCUAAGUCUUGUAAUUUUUAUAAAGGCAGAAGAUACGAUUAUGUGUAUCAAACUGAGCCUACAGCAAGACGUUGAUACGAUCUUCGAUGUCAAUGUCACGGUGAUAUUUCGUUAUUUGUUAAUAAUCGAGCAGCUUUACCUCUGUUAUUCAUUGUUUUUCUCUAUAUCUUUUACAACAGAGAUAGCUUUAUGCUAUAACUAUUUUUCUUUUCCCCUUUAUUUUCCGUUUUAUAAUGUCAUAAUGUGGCCCAUCCCGUUACGUAAUUUAUUCUUAUUUAUUGUGCAACAAGAGCUUAUAUAGAUUUAUCGAGGAAUAAUAAUAAUACAAUGUAACUGAAAUAUUUUUUUAACGAUAUGGAAUGGAUAUUAGAGAGAAAGAAGGCAA